AUGGCUGCUUCCAUGCUGUCUCACUGGCUGCAGACUCAGAAACAGAGUCAGUCCAGCGCAGAUCGGGCAGCUUCCUCCGUCUUUUACCGCAACCUCGAGGACGUCCUCAACAGCCGCCGCGCAAAGCAGAGCCUCUACACCUUUCGCAAGCGUGGCGGGGAGAUUGACUUCUCCUCCAACGACUUCCUUUCCCUCGCUACCACGGGAGAGCUGCGGAACGCCCUGUUCGAGGAGCUCGCUCAGCACCCCGACUUCGAGAUUGGGAGCAAAGGCCCUCGCCUGUUUGACGGGAACAACGACUACAUCGAGCAGGUGGAGAGGGAGAUUGCCGAGUUCCAUGGCGCCGAGUCGGCCAUUAUCGUCAACUCUGGGUUCGAAGGCAAUGUGGCCAUCUUCGAGGCCAUUCCAAGGCAGGGAGACGCCAUUGUCUACGACGCGUUGGUGCACGCGAGUACCCACGUUGGCAUGGCCAAGGCCAAGGCAGAGCUGCGACUCCCCUUCCGCCACAACGACCUAGAGUCGUUCAGGAACACGCUCACGGUAGUCCGUGAUUCUCAGCAGCUCAUCCGGGACGGCGAGCGGUGCGUUCUCAUUGCCGUCGAGUCCAUCUACAGCAUGGACGGCGACGUCGCGCCGCUGGUCGAGCUCAUCCAGAUCGCCAAGGAGCUCUUCCCUGUCGGAAACGCACAGUUCAUCGUCGACGAGGCGCAUGCGACGGGCAUUUUGGGCCCCAAGGGCGAGGGGCUGGUUACCCAGCUUGGUCUGGAGAAGGAGAUUGCGGUGCGCAUGUACACGUUUGGAAAGACGAUGGCUUCCACCGGCGCCGCGAUUUUGGGAAGCGAGACCAUCAAGCUGAUGCUGAUCAACAAUGCGCGGUCUCUCAUCUUCACCACCGCCCCGUCAUUUGUGACGCUGGCCACGAUUCGUGCCUCAUACAAGCUCAUUGCAUCCGAGAAUGCCAGCGAGUCUCGAUCCCACAUCCAGAACCUCGUAACGCACUUCUUCAAGCUCAUCACGGCGGACCCUGCCAUACAGCAAGCCCUGGCGACAGGCAUCAUCAGGCUGCCGGUCUACAACGGGUGGGAGUCGCGCCCGUUCCAGACGCAGAUCUGCCCUGUCGUAACUCGGGCUAACACUAGGUACAACUUCUUCCUCAUCUUCCACCUGCAGCUAGCCAAGUUCUGCGCGUUCCCCAUCGACUUCCCCGUAGUGCCCAAGGGCCAAAGCCGCGUCAGGCUGUGCUUUCACGCCACCAAUACCAUGGCCGAGGUGGACGGGCUGGUGCGCGCCAUGUCGACGUGGUCGCAGGAGAUGCUGGAUAUUGAGAGCGGGAAGUCAAAGAUGCCGGUGCCGAGCGCGACGGCCAAGGUCUACGCAUUCAUGGCAAUGGAGGGCGAAAAUGGCGCCAACGGUACAAACGGUGUCAACUGCCACAAUGGCACCAAGGGUACUAGUGGAACCAAGGGUGUCAAGGGUGUUAACAACCAUGACGGCCAUAAUGACACUAAUGGUCAUGAUGGAACCAACGGCACCAAUGGCCGCAAGGUAUCCGCGGAUAGCAAUGGCCAUCCAAUUUCAGAUGAAGUACAGGUUGUAGCGGACCAACGCGGGAUCACGACAGCGUUACACUAA
Messenger RNA from Penicillium canariense, 1632 nucleotides. Its product is annotated as aminoacyl transferase sphA. The record is from RefSeq and is a predicted model, not a curated record. Gene Ontology annotation, molecular function: pyridoxal phosphate binding. NCBI's taxonomy places the organism in Eukaryota, Fungi, Ascomycota, Eurotiomycetes, Eurotiales, Aspergillaceae. The transcript is spliced from 3 exons. The coding region runs from base 1 to 1632 and encodes 543 amino acids. Gene Ontology annotation, biological process: biosynthetic process.